AUGGAAAUCGCCAAACCAUUCCCUAUUCUGAAACUUCCAUUCCUUGUAUUGAUUGAUAUUGUGAAAAAUUUGAAAAAGUUAGAGAUAAUCGAAUUGUCGUUGGCUUCGAAAAAAUGUCGACUUAUAAUCAAGUCGAUAAAAAUCCCAAACCCUGGUGUUGACUUCAAAUUGGUCACCAGUACUGAGCUAUCUCAAACAGCAAAUGAUGGAAGAGUUCCUUGUUCACAACAACAAUUUAAUUACUUGACAAAUUACUUAAAAUUGAGAACAUACGACAUUGAUGGAGCAGAUAUAACUGUUGAAUUCGAAAGAGCGUGGGCUGAAUACGUUUGUGACCUAUUCGGGAAUAAUAUCUCAUCUCUCAUCUUCGAUUCCAAUAUUUCUGAUCUGGAUCUCGCGAGUCUUUCUAAUUGGAUCAACAAACGUCAGUCAACAUCAAAAAUGCGGUUAUGUAGAUUGUAUGGGGAUUGCAAUGAUAGUGAUAGCAUCAGUCAGUUCUUCGGAGCAAGAACUUUUUCAAUUUAUCAUCUAAGCAUCCAAUUAAAGUUCUCAUCGAAGGUGACACCAAUCAACUUCGGAACUUUGGAUAUGGAUGAGUUUGUUGCCCAAGACGAGGAUAUCAAGCAUAUGCCUAAUUGGAUUUCUGUAGAAAGUGUUUUGACAUCGAACUGUGUCAGAAUUUGGAUCGAACUCUGUCCAUUCACUGCGACUGACUUGAACCGGAUAAUCAAGGGAUGGAUUAAUGGGAAUAAUUCCAGAUUAGAGAUAUUACAUCUCGCUAUAAAACCUUUUGACCUUGAUCAAUUUGUGGAAGGCAUUGAAUACGAACAAAGAGAAUUUGAUUUAUUACGGUCCUACAGUUGGAAUAGUGACGUCAUGUUUAGGAGAGAGGUAACGAUUCGAAAAGGAUUCGACAUAGUUGGAAACGACGGAACCGUUGCAACAUUCAAAAUAGAAAACCGUCGAUGGAAUGAUGAAAGGUUGUGGGACUUUACCUUGGUAGUGUGGAAAAAUGGAUGCUAA
Molecule: messenger RNA, 1023 nt
Organism: Caenorhabditis remanei
Lineage: Eukaryota; Metazoa; Nematoda; Chromadorea; Rhabditida; Rhabditidae
Exons: 3
Coding region: 1-1023 (340 amino acids)
Biological process (GO): embryo development
Molecular function (GO): protein binding
Source: RefSeq, a predicted model, not a curated record